AUAUUUCGUCUUCCCAAAACAGCAAAUUAAGCAACCAUAAAAAAAUGUCAUAAUAACUUUUUCAAAUUUUCAUUCUUUAAUUGCUUCACAUGAAUGUUCCAUUAUUUUAUUUCCAAACAUCCCAUGUUUCCACAUUCCUGCUCGCUCCCUCAGGUUACGUUACUUCCUGUAAUUGUUUGUUUUUCAAUCUAAACUACGCUUGAUUAGGUCCAAGAUUGCAUCACACUUACAUUUUAUAGACUGUGGGCUACUAUAUAUUGUUCAAAGUUUCCGUCAUUGUUUCUCACUGUUUUAGAUUGUGCGUUUGUUUUUGGGCUUUCUGGAAUCUGACUGCUUCAUGCGAAAGACUCCACCUAUUUUGCUCAGUUAAUCCAGUUAUUAUUGUGCUCAAAUUGUUUUUUUUUUGCUUGAAAUUUGAGAAAUUUUCAAUUGAGGCUUAUUCUGUUUCUUCAAAUUGUUGUGGGCUUUUGGGGUUAGAUUUGAAUUGGGAACUUUGUAGCAUUUGUGGGAAGGAGAUUGCACCUGGUCAAUUUCUGUGGCUUGUUUGGAUUGCUGUAAUUUUGAAGUUUGGCACCUUUUAUUAGAAUACCUCAUAUUUUGAUUUGGGAGGAGUGUCGUAUGGGAUUGCCUUGGAUCUUAAGUUGGGGGAAUUAUGCCAAGUGUUGAACAUCUUGGUGAGAUUGCUGGGGUGGUAAAGAGAUAAGAGUUUAUUUUGUAACGUCUUUCGGCAGGCUUUAAGUCUUCUCAAAUCUGAGUGUACGGAUGGGGCGGCAUUUGAAAGUUUCGAAAAGUUGGGUAUAAAUGUGGUUCAGUAGCUGGCAAGAUUAUCACAAUGGAGGCAUUGGGACUUGAGGGGAUAAGUCGAUAAUUAGCUGUCAUAGUGACAUUUGUAUCUUUCGUUUCUGUAAAGGGGGUUAUUCACAUCCGAGGACUAUAUAUUAGGAAUCUAGGUAUAGUUUUGCGACUCGGGACAAAACAAAUAUAUCAUUUUCUGAUUUUGGGUGUAAAGAAUGGGGCAUCCUGCAGCCGUUUGGGACCAUAGAGCUUCUCUUGAAUUGACAAAGGACUGGAAUGGAAUCGACCAAGUUGUGCUUCGGAACCCUCAAGGGGCGUCUGCGCGGGUGAGCCUGCAUGGAGCACAAGUUCUCUCGUGGAGGAAUGAUAGAGGCGAAGAACUUCUUUUCACCACUAGUAAGGGCAUCUUUAAGUCUCCAAAAGCAAUGCGGGGAGGCAUUUCCAUUUGCUUUCCACAGUUUGGUAACUGUCAUGCGCUUGAGCAGCAUGGAUUUGCUAGGAACAAGAAUUGGAAAAUUGAGGAUAAUCCUCCUCCGCUGCAUUCAAAGGACUCUUUUGGUAAAUCCUUUGUUGAUUUACUACUUAAACCCGUUGAAGAAGAUCUGAAGUUCUGGCCUCACAGCUUUGAGUUUCGCCUUCGAGUUUCUCUCUCAUCCAAUGGAAACUUGAUACUGAUAUCGCGCAUCAGGAAUAUAGGUUGGAAACCUUUCAGUUUCUCUUUGGCCUAUCACACACAUUUCUCUGUUUCUGACAUUAGUGAAGUCAGGAUAGAAGGUUUAGAGACGCUGGACUACCUUGACAACCUCUCCCAAAGGGAACGAUUUACAGAGCAAGGCGAUGCCCUAACUUUCGAAUCAGAGAUAGACCGUGUUUACCUAAGCUCACCCAAGUGCGUCGCUGUUCUUGAUCAUGAGAAGAAACGAACAUACGUUAUCAGAAAGGAAGGGCUACCUGAUAUGGUUGUGUGGAAUCCGUGGGAGAAGAAGUCGAAAGCAAUGGCAGAUUUUGGCGACGAAGAAUAUAAGCAGAUGCUAUGUGUGAAUGCAGCAGCAAUAGAGAAGAACAUCACCCUGAAACCAGGAGAGGAAUGGACAGGGAGAGUCGAGCUUGCUGCUGUACCUUCAAGCUUCUGCUGCGACGAACUCGAACCUCAUCUCGACUACUUUUGAUGCUCGACUUGUGAUCGUUCGUUCGCUAGCUCACUUUAUCGAAAGCCUGUGGUUUUUGGAAAAUGGCUGAUAAAAAUUUGGUUUGUGUAGGAUUUGAGGCAUUUACAUUUGCUCUCUUUUAGCUUUGAUCAAUGAGCUCAAUAUCAUGCUUUUAAGCCACUCUGGUUCUGAAUAAAUCUAUUUUGUGAUGCUUCAGACAAAUUGUAACAUCAAUUUGACAUUUGGAACAUUAACAUUCGUGAAAAGUUGAAUUUUCAUAUUAA
Molecule: messenger RNA, 2227 nt
Organism: Salvia hispanica
Lineage: Eukaryota; Viridiplantae; Streptophyta; Magnoliopsida; Lamiales; Lamiaceae
Source: RefSeq, a predicted model, not a curated record